GGCCAAGUCUAGGCUAGGCACAUGCAGUUUUUCGCAUUUCCUUGAGAAAAUAAUAUUAUUUAGUAAAGUAUUUGAUAAAGAAAGUCAAUAUGCAAGGCCCUGCAGUGUUUAUGGAUAUAUCUCUCGAGGAUCAAGCCUUAGAACUGCGAAAAUAUUUUAAGAGCCUGGGUGCAGAGAUAUCUGAAGAAAAAUCACCCAAAGGGAUUGAAGAUGACUUGCACAAGAUUGUUGGCGUGUGUGAUGUGUGCUUCAAAGAACCAAAUGAGGCAGACAUCGAAGCUAUCCUGAACAGCAUUGUCUCUAUUAUGGUUUCAAUUCCUUUGGAAAGAGGAGAAAAUCUGAUACUGGCUUUCAGCCAGCGUCUCACUAAAGCUCCUGGGCCUAGACUUGGAAUGGUUGCCCUGCAAUCCUUAUGGCGCCUGUACAACAAUUUGGAGGCCAACUCUGCACUCCGUUACCAUGUGUAUUAUCAUGUAAUUGAGUUGGCUUCCCGAGUGGGAUCAGUGCGCGAUGUCUUCAGUGGAGUGGAACAACUCAGGAAGGAGUUUGCUAGCUGCCCUCCCUCCAAUGAGCAAAUGCAAAAGUUGUACAGGCUUCUUCACCAAGUGCUAAAGGAACAAAACAGUGAACUUGCAGCUAAGGUUAUGAUUGAAUUGCUUGGCACAUACACAGACGAGAAUGCAUCAUAUGCAAGAGAAGAUGCCAUCAAAUGCAUUGCCACAGCCCUGGCUGACCCCAACUCAUACCUUCUAGACCCACUCUUAGCUCUGAAACCUGUGAGAUUCCUGGAAGGAGAGCUCAUUCAUGACCUUCUUAACAUCUUUGUGUCAGAGAAACUGUCCAGUUAUCAAGCUUUUUACAAAAAUCACAAAGAAUUUGUACAUUCCCAAGGACUGAACCAUGAACAAAACAUCAAGAAGAUGAGGAUAUUGUCAUUCAUGCAGAUGGCAGAAUCAAACCCUGAAAUCACAUUUGAUGAAAUCAUCUCUGAGCUUCAAAUUGAAGAGAAGGAUGUUGAAGCAUUCAUCAUUGAAGUGCUGAAGACGAAGCUGGUGCGCGCGCGCAUGGACCAGGCGGCGCGCGCCGUGCGCGUGUCCAGCACCAUGCACCGCACCUUCGGCCGCGCGCAGUGGCAGCAGCUGCGCGCCGUGCUGCAGGCGUGGCGAGCUAAUGUCCACCAGGCGCACGAGUCGAUGAAGUCUGUAGCGGCCGCGCAGAUCGAGUACGCUUCCUCGGCGCAGAAGGCGUAACAAGGCUCCACCGCGCUGCCAAGCAACAUUCGCAUCUACGGACUAUAGCUACAGAGUGCAUAAUGCAAGUUCCACAUGAUGGCUUCGAUGAGUGACUGCGGCCGCGCAUGGAAUUCGUUAACGUACCGCUAGAUGCCGUUGUCAUUCGAAUUCUCGAAGCGCGCAUCGAAAACAAUCGGUUGAAACUCGCAAUCAGCACACAAAUACAAUAUUAUUAUGAUGGAACUCAUUGUACAAGUUAAUAUACUUCUGGGCCGGUACCUACAUCAAUACAAAUUAGUCACAAGUAACUUAAAAAAUUAAU
This is a messenger RNA of Ostrinia nubilalis (European corn borer), 1554 nucleotides long. It is a transcript of the gene eIF3m, whose product is annotated as eukaryotic translation initiation factor 3 subunit M. Bases 90 to 1250 code for a protein of 386 amino acids. Gene Ontology annotation, molecular function: translation initiation factor activity. The record is from RefSeq and is a predicted model, not a curated record. Gene Ontology annotation, biological process: cytoplasmic translational initiation. The transcript is spliced from 8 exons. Gene Ontology annotation, cellular component: eukaryotic translation initiation factor 3 complex; cytoplasm. NCBI's taxonomy places the organism in Eukaryota, Metazoa, Arthropoda, Insecta, Lepidoptera, Crambidae.